UGGCCUUGAGAAAGCCCUACAUAGCGGACUCGCAGCUGAUCGCUGAAGCAUCGCUCCUGUUCCACUCUAAAGUCAAAAUGUCCUCUUUAUCGGGGAAAGAGAGCAGCGCGCAGCACGCGUCCUACGUGGGACCGUACCGGCUGGAGAAGACACUGGGCAAAGGACAGACAGGCUUGGUGAAGUUGGGGGUUCACUGUGUCACGUGCCAGAAAGUCGCCAUAAAGAUUGUGAACCGGGAAAAACUUAGCGAAUCAGUAUUGAUGAAGGUUGAGAGGGAAAUAGCGAUCCUGAAGCUCAUAGAACAUCCUCACGUAUUGAAGCUGCACGACGUGUAUGAAAAUAAGAAAUAUUUAUAUUUGGUUCUAGAGCACGUGUCUGGUGGCGAGCUUUUCGACUACCUGGUAAAGAAGGGAAGAUUAACGCCCAAAGAGGCCAGGAAGUUUUUCAGACAGAUCAUCUCGGCACUGGACUUCUGUCACAGUCACUCCAUAUGCCACAGAGACCUGAAGCCAGAGAACCUGCUGUUGGAUGAGAAGAACAACAUCAGAAUAGCAGACUUUGGAAUGGCUUCUCUGCAGGUUGGAGACAGUCUCUUGGAAACUAGCUGUGGAUCUCCUCACUAUGCCUGCCCAGAGGUGAUCAGGGGAGAGAAGUAUGAUGGCAGAAAAGCAGAUGUUUGGAGCUGUGGGGUCAUCCUCUUUGCACUUUUAGUGGGUGCUCUGCCGUUUGACGACGACAACCUGAGGAAUCUGCUGGAGAAGGUAAAGCUGGGAGUGUUCCAUAUGCCUCACUUUAUCCCUCCUGACUGCCAGAACCUGCUGAGGGGAAUGAUCGAAGUGGACGCGGCCAAAAGACUCACGUUAGAACAGAUACAGAAGCACACAUGGUACAUUGGGGGGAAGAACGAGCCGGAACCAGAGCAGCCCGUUCCACGAAAGGUAGCGAUCCGCACGCUGCCCUCGGCUGAAGACAUCGACCCGGAUGUGCUGGAGAGCAUGCACUCUCUUGGCUGCUUCCGGGACAAGAACAAACUGAUGAAAGACCUGCUGUCUGAUGAUGACAACCAGGAGAAGAUGAUUUACUUCCUCCUGCUGGACCGUAAAGAGCGGUAUCCCAGCCAUGAGGACCAGAACCUGCCUCCACGUAAUGAGAUUGAUCCCCCAAGGAAGCGGGUAGACUCUCCUCUGCUGACCAGACACAACAAGAGGAGACCGGAGCGCAAGUCCAUGGAGGUACUGAGUGUAACUGAGGGAGGAUCCCCUGUGCCUGUACGGCGAGCUAUCGACAUGAACCAGCAUGGACAGAGUAAAUCAGUUUUCAGUAAAAGCCUGGAUAUUUCAGACGCCCACCCCAAAGCACGAAGCAAAGACGAAAGGUCACGGUCCAUCAGUGGUGCUUCAUCUGGCCUGUCCACCAGUCCCCUCAGCAGUCCUCGGCCUGUGCGACGCUUUUUUAUUCCCCCGCAAUCCUCGGAGCUCAUGCAGUCGCCCAACCACAACCCAAGGCUGAACGGCACCUUCCAGCCAGGCCUAGGGGCGCAAAACUCGGCACAAAACAACAAAACCCAGACACUCCCAGCUAAACCCAAAGGCUCAGAAAAGCCCCUCCAGAGCACUAGAUCAAACCCGCUUCCAAAUACCACAGCCACACCGCUGACCGCCAAGUCUGAGCCAUCGACGCCAUCUACGCCAUGUCACCCCAUCUCCCCAGCCAUCCCUGUGCCCAACAGUCCGAAGGUGCGCCGGCCGCCCCUGACUGUGCCCCCUAAGCUUUCAGUUCCCCUCUCACAGGCAUCGCCUCUCUCUCCCAUCCGCCUGCACCACCUGCACCCGCUGGCCACGACUGACCACAACGGCAAAUGUAUCCCCAUUGUACAGGUGACUCCUCACCCCUCACCCCGGGCCAGCCCCUUGCCAACGCCCAAAGGGACGCCCGUUCACACGCCCAAGGAGAGUCCAGCAGGUACACCGAGUCCCACACCACCCCCAAGUCCCUCUAUUGGGGGCAUGCCCUGGAGGACGCGACUCAACUCCAUCAAGAACAGCUUCCUCGGCUCGCCGCGCUUCCACCGCAGGAAACUGCAAGGUUUGGUGCCAAGAUCUUAUCCUGUACCAACCCAAGAGGAAAUGUCCAGUCUGACACCGGAGUCUUCCCCUGAACUCGCAAAAAAAUCUUGGUUCGGGAAUUUCAUCAAUUUGGAGAAAGAGGAGCAGAUCUUCGUGGUGAUCCAGGACAAGCCUCUGAGCUCGAUCAAAGCCGAUAUUGUGCAAGCCUUUCUCUCUAUUCCCAGCCUCAGCCACAGCGUGGUUUCUCAGACGAGUUUCCGUGCGGAGUACAAGUCCACGGCCGGCCCCGCCGUCUUCCAGAAGCCCGUGAAGUUUCAGGUGGACAUCACCUACACGGAGAGCACGUCGGCCACCAAGGAGAACGGCAUCUACUCCGUCACCUUCACCCUGCUCUCAGGUCCUAGUCGACGCUUCAAACGAGUUGUGGAGACAAUUCAGGCUCAGCUGUUAAGUACGCACGACCAGCCUGCCGUCCAGCAGCUGUCUGGCAGCCCAUUGACUAGCUUCUUUGACGUAAUUAAACAGCUCUUUUCAGACGAGAAGUCGGGGCAGGUGUCGCAGCCCCCCGGCACGCCCAAGCACGGUGCCGGCGCCAAGAAACACGAGUCCGACUCUAAUGCCUCCAAGAGCAAAGACAAACCCAAGGUGGCACCUUCAGUCGGGACACAGGAGCAGCCUUAAAAACCAAGAGCGUUAGUACAUGACUAGAUUUAUUUAAUUUUUUUAAAAUCUAGUCCACUUAUUAACUUAGAAAUAAAUCUCAGUCGAACCCCUCGGUAAACUCUUGUAUCUCGGGACGAUUCCUGCAGUAGAACAUCAACACCAGACACAUUGAGACGGAUGUUCUUGGUUUCUUUGCCGAAAUGUCUUGCAUUGCAUUUCAUGUUUUGCUCUGUGUCUUUUUGUCCGGUUCAUUUUGUGAUGCCCUUUUGCACAUUUUCUGCUGCCAGGGAUUAUCCAGAAAACGUGUUAGAACCCGACUGCUGCUCUCGCAUGAGCUUCGUGUACAGUAUGUUGACGGAAGGCACAUUAUACAGCAAGUACAAGCUACGGACAUGGAGGCUCCUCAACACCGACUCACAAAGACCACCGCGACUUAUUCACCCUUCACCUUCUUCUCUCUCAUUUAGAGCCACAUCUGUCUGAAGAAUUACAAAUCCUAUUUUAGGACAUUUACAUGACCUUUAAUCUCUGUCCCACUGUUGGCGAUACCUUAUCCCUGUUACACUCUCUCUCACACACACACACCCCAGAUGCAUUGAGAUGAAGAAGCUGCCAGUGAAGUGGAUGUCAAGGCGUUUGAGGAGCAGCCUGCACGGACUCUCGGUGGAUUGUAAUUCUUUUUUUUUUUUUUUUUUCCGUUGUAGUGUUUCUUUACGAAUGACAGAAUCAAACUAUUUUAUGAACUCUGUGUUAUUGCUGUACAAGAUUUUGAAAUCUUAUUUGGAAAAUUACUAUGACCCGAGCCUAUUCCGAGGUGCUUUGGGAUGGGAUAAGAAAGGGGGAAAUGUUUCACUAAAUGCUCUAUUCUCUUGUACAGCCUGUAUAUGUUUAUUACGUAAACCUCGUCUAGUCGUGAUUCUGCUUGAUCUGAUUGUGUUGCCAUGUUUUGUUCAGUUUUCUUCUUUUUUUGUCCUCCAUGUAGUGAUGAACUAUUUUGUCACCUUUGAAUGAAACGAUGCAUAAUUUAUUUAAUUUUGAUGUCAAUUUUGCAUUUUUGAAGAAAAAAAAACUAUAAAAAAAACAAAAACUUUUUGGAGAAGCAUCUGCAGGAUUCAGAGAACUUUGGCCAUAAUUGUGUAUAAUUUUAUAACUUAUUUAUCAUCCUGUUUUAUUUGUUCUUGUUCUUAUUGUUUAUUAAUUUAUGCAGCUGGGACUAUUUAUAAAACCAAAUUUGGGUAGUUUAGUGUUCGUAUCAGAGCUAUUUGUCAAAUUGUUUGCAUUUUUUUUUUUUUUUUUACUUUGUCAUUUCUUGUUUGUUAAGACUCAUCAGAAUUUUUGUGAACAAAGCACUCUUUCUUUUCUGGUUUUGAGCAGAAAAAGAGCUUGUAGUAUAUGUUAAAUUAUUUACCAGUAAUUUAAGAAUGUAGACUAGCCUCUACUCGGGACGGGGCGGGUAUAACGUUAUGAACUCUUGCUAUUUGUCACUUUUUAAAUCUCAUAGUGUGUGUAUAAACAGGUCAAAACACUUGAACCAUGUGAUGUAAAUAGAUUACUUUGCCAAUGAGUUUCUUAAGGCACCAAGGGGAUCGUCCUGCUCAUGGCUAUGUUCUCGUAUUUGCCGUUUGCAUGUCAGACAUCCGGCUUUUCUCUGCAUGAUGAUGAUGUAUAUGUUCAAUUUGCCCUCUCUUGUGCUUUCCCCCCCUUCUUUCUUCCCCAUUUUUUCCCCCAAAUGACUGAAUAGUUUUUUUUUUCCCCUUCCUCACUUUUCUGUUUUUAUGUUCAUGCCUCAUUCCCUACUUGUCCUUUAGUAUUUUUCUUUUCGUCCCUUCUGUUCUGUACGGUUUUCUCUGAGAGGGUGUGCUACAACCCACCUUGUUGCAGGUGCAUAUCCACAACACAGCAGAAUUCAGAUAGAGAAAUAAACUAAGCAAUACCUAUUCUUAUCCUUCCUAUUUUCUACUUUGAGGGAAAAGAUAAGCUGGAAUACUGAUUGAUUAAUAUGAGCAGGUGAAAGAAAAAAAAUACCCACAAUGUAUCCCCUUGUAACUACUGUGAAUGAAUUCAGUGCAAACAGA
Messenger RNA from Clarias gariepinus (North African catfish), 4804 nucleotides. RefSeq names its product BR serine/threonine kinase 2b (gene brsk2b). The record is from RefSeq and is a predicted model, not a curated record. The transcript has 21 exons. Bases 78 to 2747 code for a protein of 889 amino acids. Gene Ontology annotation, molecular function: tau-protein kinase activity; ATP binding; protein serine/threonine kinase activity. Gene Ontology annotation, biological process: protein phosphorylation; intracellular signal transduction; microtubule cytoskeleton organization. NCBI's taxonomy places the organism in Eukaryota, Metazoa, Chordata, Actinopteri, Siluriformes, Clariidae. Gene Ontology annotation, cellular component: cytoplasm.